Messenger RNA from Enterobius vermicularis (human pinworm), 2199 nucleotides. Lineage: Eukaryota; Metazoa; Nematoda; Chromadorea; Rhabditida; Oxyuridae. The record is from the annotation of a GenBank genome assembly.
AUGGUGGUUAUGGCUUACCUCAACUGUCUGUUACUGCUACUUCUAUUAACUUCUCCAGCGUUGGCACUCAACAAAAAACAACGACAUGAACAGCUGCAGCAACACCACGAAAGGCAACAGCAGUCGAUUGAAACUUCUGAUCAUAUUUCAGACGAACAAGCGAAAUUGGUUACGUCGUCAAUUGCCACAACCACCGCCGAGCCAGCAGCUACGGCAACUGAGCGAACACUGCUAAAUCUUGAGUCAUGUCUUCCUAAAGUGGACAUUGUAUUUGUUUUGGAUACAUCUGGAAACGUUGAACAGAUCUAUCGUGAACACAUCAAAUGGACCGUUGAAGUGGUCAACACGUUGCCGGUUCGUGAAGAUGCAGUCAGAGUUGCUGCAUUACAGUACGCUGGUUCACCAAUUACUGAGUUCUCGUUGGGAACUUACUCGAAUGGUAGUGAAGUUAGCGAGCACCUCAAAAAAAUUACUUUUCAAUCUGGCCUAACUCGAACUGGUUAUGCGCUUCGUAAAGCUGAAGCUGAAUUGUUCAGAGAAGACAAAGGAGCCAGGUUAUCUGACCCUUAUUUGUCAGAUGCGACAAAAAUUAUAAUACUCUUCACAGACGGUCUUUCGAUUGACGAUCCACUAAAACCUGCACGACAACUUCGUGAUAAUAAGAACGUCAAAAUUUACGUUGUCAGUGUUGGAUCUGAUGGUUUUGAACCAGAAAUGAACAGGAUUGCUGGUAUCAAAGGCAAUGUCUAUGGACCGCGAGAUUUGGAACACCUUAAAGAGUCCUUACUGCGAGACAUAGAAAAGGCUCAAAACUGUUCUACACCCGCCGUGUCAACGGAAAUUCCAGUCGUUUCCACUGCGCUGAACGAGUCACCGGACCUCUAUAACGCGACUACAAAUAGUCUGCAAAAUUCUGAAGUAGAAAAUAUAACCGUAUCUUUGGCCGAGCUGGAAAACGCAUCCAAUGCUGUUAUUGAAAUACUAACGGCGGGCAAAGACAAUUCAAGUGCUGGUGCUGCCGAAUCCCUCGACAACAACACAGUUUUGGUUUCUUCAACAGAGGAUUCAGUAGCAGAAUUAAAUAAAACUGUAGCCUUUGAUAUCAACGGUACCUCAGAAGCAGUGGUGACAAAAGAACCUGCUCAAACCGGGCAAUUUAUCAAUGCUACUCAAGGCUCAGAUGACGCCGCUCAACUCCAGCCUUCAGUCAGUAGCGAAUUAACGACGAAGAAAACAGUGGAGAAAGAGGUGAUAAACAAACAAACCAAACGUCCAUCAAAAGUUAAACAGGGUGCAAAAAAAGCUGAAUCACUUAGCGGUAAAGUGGAAGAGAAAAGUAAAUCAGACGAGGCUAAAAGUGUCAUUGGUGAAACAGAUCCAAACAAAUCAAAACUUACCUCAGUGCCCUCUGAAAAGCCAGCUGCAGAAUCUCACCCUGAAUUAUCUCAGAAAACGCAGAAUGGCACCAUUCAUGCAACCCAAGGUUCAACAGCGAAAAUUCAGAAGCCCCAACUCCAAUACGACUUAACAUCCGUGACAAAGUCGCCAUCUGAACCGUAUGAAUCAUACGCUAAAAAAGUUGUGAAAGAAAAUGAAGAGAGACGAAAGUCGACACGAAAACCGACUACUCCAAAACCAUACGUAAGAAGAACCGAUGGUACAUGUCCGGCCGAUGUGAUUUUCCUGAUUGACAGUUCAGGAUCAGUAAAGUCUAUAUAUGACCAGCAAAAACAGUAUGUUGGUGAUAUACUUGAAGAAGCCCAGAUGGCCGAUCACGAGCAUAGGGUCGCGCUGGUGCAGUUUGCUGGUAUGAACCACCAGAGAACAGAGUGGGGUUUUGAUGCUUUUGAUGAAAAAGAGGAAUUAAUGCUAGCAUUUGCUGGUGUCCGACAUUUCACAGGAACAACCUUUAUCGGACGUGCCCUAAAUGUCGUGCUUAAAUUACUGGAAAGUCGCCGUGCUUAUGUUCCAACAAUUGUUGUUCUGCUUAGCGAUGGAUUUUCUCAAGAUGACGCUUCUGUGCCGGCAAGUACGAUACGACGAUCACCAGGAGUUGACUUUUAUGCAGUCAGCAUAUCCGAUCUUAGUAACACAGAGUACCUGGAAGGAUUAACUGGCGAUCCGAGUCGGGUGUACAUUGGAGAAGAAAGUGAGGAAUUAAAACGAUAUCUUAUUAAAUUAUUCCGAUGUGAAACGUAG